Messenger RNA from Aspergillus terreus NIH2624, 1119 nucleotides. RefSeq names its product ubiquitin-protein ligase peroxin 10 (gene pex10). Gene Ontology annotation, molecular function: zinc ion binding. The record is from RefSeq and is a predicted model, not a curated record. Gene Ontology annotation, biological process: protein import into peroxisome matrix. The transcript has a single exon. Lineage: Eukaryota; Fungi; Ascomycota; Eurotiomycetes; Eurotiales; Aspergillaceae. Gene Ontology annotation, cellular component: peroxisomal membrane. Bases 1 to 1119 code for a protein of 372 amino acids.
AUGGCCGACGAAGACCUCUCCCUCUCCUCCACCACCGCUUCUCCCCCGACCUCGGCUCACUUCUACCCAUUCGCAACCUCUCCAGAUAUCAUCCGCUCGCACGAGAAAGACAUCUUCCUGACGGCAAACCUAGUCAACCAGGCUCAGACGAUUGUCCGCUCACUGCGGGGUGCUCGAGUCGCGCAUGCCUAUUCCGAAACAAUCAAGAACCUAACAGAGCUUCUCUAUUUCUCCCUGACAACGUUAAUCGGCAACCGGACGCUCGGAGAAGAAUACUGUGAUCUCGUCCAAUUGGAGGAUGAUACGCUGCAACUACCAUCGAUCGCUCGGAGAGCGGGCUAUAUCGUGAGCAGUAUCCUGCUGCCGUGGAUGCUCCAGAAGGUCCUCCCCGCUUUUCGGCAACGACUUCGGGCGAAACUAGAGCGCAGCAUUGCUCGGCAGCAAUUCCGCGCCCAACAAGCAAAAGAAGAACUCAAGUCUUCCAAGAGCAAACCUCAACAACAGCCCCUUAUCACAAAGCUCCGCGUCCAGAAAUAUAUUCUCGAACACCUGGAUUCCAUCACUUCGCUAUCUCCGAUCUACGCGCUGAGUAUUGCGACGUUCUAUUUCACCGGCUCAUAUUACCACCUGUCCAAACGCUUUUGGGGCCUGCGAUAUGUCUUCACCAAGAAACUGGAAGAAAAUGAACAACGCGUGGGCUAUGAGGUUCUUGGGGUGUUACUCGUCCUUCAGAUUGCGGUCCAGGGGAUCCUGCACGUUCGGAAGGUCGGUGAAAGCCUGCGACAGGAGGACGAGAACGCUGGCUCCGAGUCGCCCGGCUUCAAAGACCGGGCUGGCUCUCUGAUUAAAUCAAUUGAGAACCCUUCAAGCCUCCCUCUGCUCCCCGCCUCCGAGCCCCGGUAUGAUCUUGAGGAGGAUGCGAGCGCCAUUCCGUGGAUCCCGUCCGGGCAACAGAGCAAGUGCACGCUUUGUCUAGAAACUUUCAAAGACCCCAGCGUCACUACAUGCGGACACGUCUUUUGCUGGAUCUGCGUCCGCGACUGGGUCCGGGAGAAACCCGAGUGUCCCCUGUGCCGACAGGAAGUCCUCUUGUCCAAAGUCUUGCCGCUCAGAGGGUAG